UCUCCCUCCGUCUCUAGAACCUACGAGAUUUGUCUCUCUAAGCAUCGGAUUUAGGGUUUUGUUCACUGUUCUUUGGAUCGCAGUCUUCGUUUUUGGGCAGAGUUGGUGACUUCAGGUCAAGGUGGGAUUGGAGUGCUAAAUAUGACAUCAAUUCAGAAAAUUGCUUUUAGUGUCAGUGCUGGGUAGUACAAGUUGAAGGAAUGUCAGACUCGUGCAUGUAUGAGCUUGAAGAUAUCAUUUGGGAUGAAUUUGGUCUGAGCGAUGAUCAUAUUGUACCUCAUCCUAGUGACGAACAAACCUAUGAACAUACAUUUCAAGGAGAUAGCCCGAAGAAACCUCGCCGUGAAGUAGGUGGUGUUGCAAAUAGUUCUGGAGGCCCGAAUGCUGUUAAAUGUGUCAGUCAGGGAAAGGAGAAAAGAGACUUUUCAACUCUGAAUGAGAGAAGGAAUACAAUGUUGGAAAAUAAUUCAUGGUCUAAAACACCUGAUGGUUUACUUCCUGCUUCAUGUGAUAAUGACUUAAUCAAAGAAGUGACAAGUUUAGCAUCUGACAAUACUAGGAUAACAAGUCAGUGCUUCAAGAGUAGCAAUGUAGAUUCAUUUGGGGACAAUGACCUCAGUUUUUUUGACGAUAAUCACGGGGAUAAAGAAUCUAGUAAUCUGUUAUAUUAUGGUUGGCCCGAUAUUGGAAACUUUGAGGACGUGGACAGGAUGUUUAGAAGUUGUGAUACUACCUUUGGCCUUCGGGGAGUUGGAAAUGAAGAUGAGUUGGGUUGGUUUUCAUCAUCAGAUGGUAUUGAUGGAUCAAAAGAUGUGUCUAAGUUUACAUGUCCUGAGUCAAGUGCAUUUAAAAAUGUAUCCGAAAAUCAUGAUCCUUCCACGCUGGAUAAUUUGGGUUGUUCAAUCAAUGACUCGAGCAUGAAAAGUGCUUCUGUUAGCAAUAAAUAUAGUUCUCAGCUAUCAGAGGAUGAUGAGUCUGCCACUCUCAGUCAUUUAUCUUUUGCUAAUGGGUCUGUUAUGGUUGCUAAAACCAAGGAUCAGUUGAUGCCAAAAGAGCAGGGAGUUGAGUUCAAUGGUAGAUCCCAGUUCAAAAUUUCAGAUACCAACCACCCGAAAAAUGACAACAGUGGAACGAUCAAUAAAAGGCAGUCAAAGCGCACGAGCCCAUCUGAUCGAAAAAGGCUAGACCUACACUUGGAAAAUGGUCCUUCGUUUCAUUACAUGGGACACAAUUCCUUGGGCUACUUUCAGAGCGAGAUUCCUUAUAUGCAUUCAGACUAUAGUUAUCCUUCAGGGACAAGUACAAGUAGUCCAGCUCCAUCUGGUAUUAAAUCUGAAAAUAAGGAAUUCACAUAUCGAUCCUCAAAGGAGUCUUCCAAUGCAUCAAAUCAGGUGCAGUCUAUGGAGAGCUCACAAGAUCCUUCGUUUGAGGGGACUGCUAUAACCCUUAUUGAAAAGAAACAAAAACUACAUCACAGGCAAGGAUUGCACCCGUCAUUUACUGGCAAUCCUAAACACGUGGAUAUGGUUGUUCAGGCUUCAAAUUGUGGUCCAGUUUCAGUUCGGAAGCAAGUCCAUCAUUCUGGUAAUAAAUUUGAAAAUCACAGUGAUGUUGAAGGAGUUAGCAUACAAAUUUCAGUAGAAGGUUCUUCAAAUGCAUUGGAAAGCUCUUCUAUGAGUACAGGGUUAGAAGAAGUCUCGCUGGAAGCAACUAGUUUUCGUCAACUUCAACUUGUCACAGAACAGUUGGAUUUAAGGACGAAACUAUGCAUACGGGAUAGUUUGUACCGUCUUGCUAGAAGUGCUGAACAAAGGCAUAAACAUGAAAAUCUGAAUGGAAGCUGCGGAGAUGAUAGAGAUACCAGUGGGGCACUGAUGGCUGACGGAACAAACAAGUGUGCCGGCUUUAUGGAUAUGGAAACUGAUACAAAUCCCAUAGAUCGGUCUGUAGCACACUUGCUGUUUCACAGGCCCUCCUCCGACUCAUCUGUAACGCCUGCUCAUGAUGCUUUGGGUAUGAAGUCACAUACCAUGAUUCAUGGGUCUAUCACUAGUCCCCCUGUGGUGGCUGAGAAACUGGAUCCUAUGGAAGAAACAGCAAAAAAUACGGAUUGA
Ilex paraguariensis (yerba mate) is the source of this 2114-nucleotide messenger RNA. The record is from the annotation of a GenBank genome assembly. NCBI's taxonomy places the organism in Eukaryota, Viridiplantae, Streptophyta, Magnoliopsida, Aquifoliales, Aquifoliaceae.